Messenger RNA from Ostrinia furnacalis (Asian corn borer), 4039 nucleotides. RefSeq names its product focal adhesion kinase 1-like. The record is from RefSeq and is a predicted model, not a curated record. Lineage: Eukaryota; Metazoa; Arthropoda; Insecta; Lepidoptera; Crambidae. Bases 30 to 2498 code for a protein of 822 amino acids. The transcript has 15 exons. Gene Ontology annotation, cellular component: focal adhesion. Gene Ontology annotation, biological process: protein phosphorylation; signal complex assembly. Gene Ontology annotation, molecular function: ATP binding; protein tyrosine kinase activity.
ACACCUACAUUUUAAAUUCUGCAGCGGAAAUGAGCAGCAGUUCGUCUGAAGGCAAGACGAGCUCAUGGGAGGCGAACACAGCGACUCUUCUAUCGGAAGACUACGCGGAAAUCGUUGAUGAUGAUGCGGACUACUCCACGCCUGCUGUUCGGGACUACGAACUAGUCCGUAACCAGAUCGAAUUGACGGGCAUCAUCGGCGAGGGCCAGUUUGGAGACGUACACAAGGGCACGUGCAAGGUGGCUUCUGCCAACCACCCCUCGCUGAGACGGCAACUGGCUACACUAAAGCAACAAGGCAAAUGCAAUGCAGGUGAAUACAUCCUGCCCGUGGCUGUGAAGACUUGCAAAAUGGACGCAGAUCUGGACACGGCUGAGAAGUUCCUAGAAGAGGCCUACAUAAUGCAGCAAUUCUCCCACCCACACAUCAUCGGGCUGGUGGGUGUGUGCAGCGCGCCGCCCAUCUGGAUCGUGAUGGAGCUGGCAACCCUAGGCGAGAUGCGCGCUUAUUUGCAGCAAAACGCGCACAGACUGGAGACUUGUACGCUAGUGCUGUACAUCUACCAGCUGUCGACGGCGCUGAGCUACCUGGAGAGCAAGAAGUUCGUGCACAGAGACAUCGCGGCCAGAAACGUGCUGGUGUCCACGCCCACUUGUGUCAAGUUGGCAGACUUCGGGCUAUCCAAGAUGGUGGAGGACAAGUCGUACUACAAAGCGUCGCGCGGCAAGCUGCCCAUCAAGUGGAUGGCGCCGGAAUCCAUCAACUUCAGGAGAUUUACUUCCGCCUCUGACGUCUGGAUGUUUGGCGUCUGCAUGUGGGAAAUCCUGAUGCUUGGCGUUAAACCCUUUAGCGGGGUGAAGAACAAUGACGUCAUCGGCAAGCUCGAGAACGGGGAGCGCCUCGCCCUCCCGCCGCGCUGCCCCCCUCGUCUUUAUUCCGUCAUGUCGCGCUGCUGGGCCUACGAGCCUUCCCAGCGGCCCACUGCCCACCAGCUGAAGGAGACCUUAUUCGACAUCCUCCACGAAGAACGCAACACAGCGUGGGACACGAUGCGACGCGAGAACAGACGAGUGGCAGCCGCAUCGUGGGGUGACGAGCCGCCGCCCAAGCCCAGCCGCCCGCCCACCAACCUCACCGCUGCGGUGGACUCCACUUCAGUGCAAGCGGCCGGCGCUGCUCCUCAGACCUACAUCGUGGCUCAAAACCCUUUGGUCCUCGCACACCUCCUCCGAGAGAACCAAGCGCGGGCCCUCGAACCACAGGCCUACACCACCCCCGCCUCGAGUCCAGAAUUCGACACGGAGCAGGCCGUGGAGAGGCGACUGCUCGCCGAACUGGCGAGACAGCAACACCAGAGCGAGGAGGACAGACGAUGGCUUCAAAUGCAGGAAGACAAUCUGAAGCGGCUAUCAAACGUGCAAUUAGCUUCAGAGAUGGAAGCAAAUGAGCAGAAAGUGGAAGCGACGCCCGCGACCGAACCCAGGACUUCUAGUCAGCCGCAUUCUGCGGCAAAUUCAUUGGAAACAAGUCCAGCGAACACAGUGAAACCAAAAGAUAAACCUGUCGAAGAAACCAAGGGCCGCGGCAACACUAGCGAUCCAGUAUACGCGGCGACCACAGCAGUGGUCCGCUGCGUGAUGCGGCUGGCAGCCGGCUCGCAGGCGCCUGCUGCGCCACACGAUACCUUGGCCGCUGUGAGAGCAGUAGGAGCUGAUCUUAGGGCGCUGUGUGCCACUGUGGACCUAUUGGUGGUGCCGUUCCCUCAGUCUGCACAGAGGGAGGUGGAGAUGGCGCACCAGGUGCUGAGCAAGGAUAUGGCGGCGCUGGUGGAAGCCAUGCGCCUCGCGCUCACAUACGCCAACACCACGCUGCACCACGAGUACACCAAGAGCAUGCUAGCAGCAGCGCAUGUCCUAGCAAUGGACGCGAAGAACCUUCUCGACGUAGUAGACUGCAUCCGCGAACGGCACCCCACCAUCGACUGGCGCUCCGCCCUCGCGCCCGCGUCCGAAGACGCCGCCCACCAGGCUGUCCCCCAGAACCAAACGCUCACCUCGCAAAACCAAAUAUUCGCCACACAAAACCAAACGUUCAUCCCCCAAAACCCCCUCAGCACCCAAUCCUCUAUCCAAGACGACGAACCCCCGAAACCAGACUUCAAAAUUAACCAACCCGUCACCACUGGUCAACUCACCGAUCAUAUCCCCAAAGAACACAGCAGCCUCCCCGUAACUUCAAAUAGAGUCUCAGCUUUAAUCCACAACUACAACUUAUACGGAAACGUCAGGGAACCCCAACACAUAUAUGGCAACACCGAAGUGGGCGGGUCCUUCCAACACUCAGCCAGCGUAGACGAAACAAAAAUCGACAAUGCCCCGAUGGAAUCCGUCAAAAGCAGAGUCCAAGCGAUAUCCGGCAAAAUCGACUCGCCCCCGAUAUACUCGGUCAGCAAGAAAAUGAUCCCGGUCGAACAGAUCGGCCACGCUGACCAGGGCUGAAUGUUGCCAGCUAUCAAAUUUAGUUCGCUUGUAGGAGCAAUUUUUUUUUCACGGCGCCUCUGCGGAGGUUCGAAGCUUUAAUGCUAUGACGUUAGAACGACUAGUACUUACUGGUAUAUGCUAGAACGACAGCAUUUAGUAAUACUUAAUUUUUGCCCCGCUUAUUUUACUUUACGAAAGUAGUCGCAGGCUUUUCUAAAAGACAACUCUAUAAUGCUCAAUAUUCUAAUAGCGAAUAGAUGUCAAAUUAAUUUAAGUCCUGAGCCAAAUAUUGUCUAUGCGUUUAAAUCAUAUCCAUCCAUGUAUCCAGUUUCAUUUAUUGAAUUAUGUAUAUCUAAAAUGUGUAGAAAUAUUGAAUUUAUUUAUCUCGAGAGAGUACCAAAUAUAUUAACGAAAAUCAGUAAUAAAAACAUAUGACUUCACAAGCAUUAUAUCGAUUGUGUUUUGUCGUUUUAGUCGUAAUAUCUAUUGACAUAUCAUCGGCAUUGUUGUGCUUCAAAUUAAUAUUGUCGUGUUGCCUACUAUCUCAAAUAUUAUUCAACAUAUUUACAAUAUUAUUUCUUCAUAUUGAACCAAUUGACACAAGUACCUACAUACUGUUAAUCAUUUUUGAGUUUAUUUGAAAAUUCUAAAACUAUAAAUAGGUACUACGGACCGUGAACCGGUGGAUAAUAUUGAUUUGUGAUAUUAUUGCCAAUAAAUUUACAUAAUUCGUAUAAAAUAGCUUGCAGUACAGAUGAGAGCACAUUCCUUGAAUAAUUCGCACCGUAAAAAGUAAGUUGUAAUUAUUUUCAUACAAAUUUUAUAUUUUUGGUGUAAUGCAGUUUUUAUACUGAACCAUUACUGGUAUGUAUAAGUAUAACAUGAAUUCUUCCAUAAAACAAUAAUUAUGAUUAAAUAUACUUUUGAAAUUAAUUAUAAAGUAUUAAUUUUGUAGUCUAAAUUGUAUUAUUACAAUGUACAUUUUAGUUAAGGUGCAUAUACAGUCACAACUUGUAACUUGCAUUUAGUUUCUUCUACAUUCUUGUUAGAUGUUCAGCUGGUUUUGAAACGAUUUUCUUUGUAAAAAUGUACAAAUCAAAUCAAUUGUCCAUAAUUAUUUAAUUUUUAUCCAAAGUUUUAUUAUAAGCUUAGAUCUCAAAAGGAAUUUUUAGAGUAAUUCUUAUACUCGAGUUGCAGGUGACAGAUUUGACCGACUUAUUUCUUAAACAGUCUUCUUUUCUAUUCGAUUUUCUAAUCACUUCUCUGUUAACUUGAUCUGGCACUAUUUCUUAUGAACCAAGUCAAUUUGUACGCUAAGUGCGUCGUCAAAUCGGCCAUCUGCUUCGCUUCGUUUUGAUUAGUGUAUUAAUGAAUUCAGAAUUUAUUUAUUAACUUUGGUUUGUAAAGUUGUGUUUCCUAUAUUAGUGUUAGCAGGAUGUCAUUCCAAAGUACGGUAAUAUAAGUUUCGCGUAGUCCACGUAUCGUAGUGAGCCGAUAUACUGAUUGGAUAGACCGGAUUCUGUUUAUGUAUAACUGAAUAAAGGACAGGUCAAACAUUA